This is a messenger RNA of Megalops cyprinoides (Indo-Pacific tarpon), 6157 nucleotides long. Its product is annotated as mucin-5AC-like. Gene Ontology annotation, molecular function: G protein-coupled receptor activity. Gene Ontology annotation, biological process: adenylate cyclase-activating G protein-coupled receptor signaling pathway; cell surface receptor signaling pathway. Lineage: Eukaryota; Metazoa; Chordata; Actinopteri; Elopiformes; Megalopidae. The transcript has 35 exons. Bases 184 to 5346 code for a protein of 1720 amino acids. Gene Ontology annotation, cellular component: membrane. The record is from RefSeq and is a predicted model, not a curated record.
CGUUACUAAUAUUCAGAGGAAAAUUGCGUGUUUCUUUUUCACGGGCGAAACUUUCUUCAUAUUCCCAGUGUUAAACAUAAUUUAAGCUGAAUUACGGAAAGAAGGCUGGAUUCACCUAGCACAUCUUUGAGGUGGUUGUACUUUGGGAGACACUUGCACGGUUGCUGUGCUGAUGGGAAACACAUGUCAUUUGGGCGUAAAAGUUUCUAUGUGAAUUUCUCAGUGGGAUGCGAUGGAGCGUGUGCUCUUCCCCGGCGCUUUGUCACCAGAGUGAUGCCCUGCUUAGACCCAGAUCUGCAGAGAGCAGCACGCAAGAACCUCAGCUGCUAUCUUCUCCUCUCUGUGCUGGUGCUUCUGUGCCAUGUGGUCACAGUGGAAGCCAGCUUCAUGCAUGAUUCAAAGGCACAUUUCCCACGUGGCUGCAGGGACCCCUGGACUCUGGUGGACAGGGUCCGGGUGCCCACUCUGGUCCAGGUGACGGUCUGCAUGCACCUGCGAGUGCUGGCCCAAGGGGAGUGGACAGCCUUUACCUACGGCCCUCCUCAUGUGGAGCAGUACGACCUGGCCCUGGAGGGUGACAGGAGGACCCUGUACGUGUGGCUGCUGGGUGUGAGGCAUCGCUUCCCAGUCCGCCUCCUCCCCCACAGGUGGUACCACGUGUGCCUGAAACGGGACGCGGCCCGCCACAGCGUCGCCCUAGACGUGGACGGCUCCCCCUCCGUGCGCACGGUCACCGGGGAGCCUAUCCCGCUAGGCGGGGACCUGCUGUUGGGCUGCAGGGCUCGGCAUACCCCCCUCUCGCACCUCGGGGAGGUGGAGCUCUACCUGUUCCGUGUGUGGGAUGACAUCGGCAACCACGACACCUGCGAGAAUGGGACUGUGGUCGGCUGGAGUUCGGAGGAGUGGGACAGAGGCGAGUGGGCACCGGUGCGAGACGACAGGCUGCCGUGCGGCCCAAGGCGGGUGAAGCGUGAAGCACUACCAGUGGGUCAGGAUAGGAGCCUUGUCGUCACAUUGCCUCCGCCCACCAUAUCCCCUCCACCUUUGUCUACUGCUCCGCCACCCUCUGAGACCACUCUACCUCCACCCACUAUACCCCUUCCAAUUGUAAUUCCACCCAUUACACUCACACCACCUCCUCCUCUACUCGCCGCAACCCUUCCACUUUCAUCCACAUCACCCCUUCCACCUUUAUCUGCAGCACCUCUAACUUCACUCACAGCAUCCUCUUCAACAGCUGUCACCUCAACAUCUCCAGAAACCUCUCCAGAGUUUGUCACACCCAGUCCCCUAACUUCAGCUCUGCACACUGCUGCUUCAGUUACACCUUCCACACUGCCUCCAUCCACAUCCAGUACAUCACCUGCAAUCACAUCCACCAUGCUUCCUCAGACCACAUCCACCAUACUGUCUCCAACCACAUCCACCACACUGCUUCCAAACACAUCCACCACAAUGACUCCAACCACAUCCACCACACUGAUUCCAAACACAUCCACCACACUGCUUCCAGACACUUCCAGUACAUUAUCUGUAACCACAUCCACCAUGCCGUCUCCAAAUACAUCUACCACAAUGCCUCCAACCACAUCCACCAUGCUGUCUCCAAACAUUUCCACCACACUGCUUCCAAUCACCUCCACAAUUAUGUCUCCAAACAUAUCCACCACACUGCUUCCAACCACACCCACCAUGCUGUCUCCAACUACAUCUGCCACGCUGUCUCCAACUACAUCCUUGGAGCUCACAGUCAACAUGUCCACUACUGAAACUUACACACUCACCACAACUCCUACCCACAACAACACAACAGGGCCUCUGGCAAUACAGUGCACAUUCCCAGAGUUCUGUGCCAACGAAACCGCAUUCUACUGGAUGGUCCUGGAAAUGCAGGCGACUAAAGGCAAGAAGACUGAAUCAGACAUCUCCAACUGGCUCUCCGGUGUCUUUAACAUCUACACCUGUGAGCUGUCCAGUCAAGCAACAACUAACAUGGUGGCCAGCACAACCAGCUCUCCACAGAACACCCCCUCUGACAGCACUACCUCUGACAGGGGACAGGAAACAUGCCCGGGGAAAAAUGAAACAGCCGUUCUCCUCUUCCAGGGAAUUGAGGUCCUGUGUGAUGACAAAGAGAAAAUAAGGAUAACUAACUGCACGGUGCUGCUCCAGCUAAGCCGUCCCACAGACCCCUGUGUGCUAUACCAGGCUCUUGUUGAUGGCAGUGGGAGCUCCUCCAUACAGGCCCGCCUGCUGGGUCAGGUGGAGCAAGUGGCCAAGGGACUGUGUUCCAGUGAAAAUGUGCUGGCUCCUGGUGGCAGCUUUGAGAAGUGCUACUCCUCCUCUCCCGUCUCUGAUGUCUGUCACUCUGAACACCCUCUGAAUGUCACAUGUAAUAGUUCUGCAGGAAAAGUGGUUGUGCCUGUGGAUGUUCAAAAGCCCGUGAAACAAAUCUGCUCUCAGAGCAACAUAAUUGAGACGUUUAACUGCAGCUGUUCUACAUUCUGUAAUGACACAGCUGCAUACUACACUUUAAGCGUUCUGAUCGUUGCUGGCCGGAUCACAUUUGAAGAUGUUCAGUCUUUGGUCAACCAGCUGGGUUCAGUUCCACCAGCCUGCAACAGUUCUUCAACAACCUCAGACUCACUUUGCUCAAUGGCUUCCACAGUUUCAGGAGUUUUUCAGGAAGCUUACCCGAAAUGUUCAGCAAUGUUUGAAGUCUGUACUGUAAUCCUGAAGCUGGCUAGACCUCUGGACACCUGUAUGAUCAGAGACGUCCUGGUGCCGCUGUUUCAAACCAUGCCGGGCAUCAUCUAUGACUCCACCCUCACACGACUGGCAAUCUGUGAUUGGCCGUCAGGAUCCACUGUCAAUAUGUCAAAGAUCAGCUUCCCUUUGAUCAGCACCGACCUCAGCGUCUCCCAGAUCUGUGACCUCCACAGUUCAUCACUCCUCACCUGCAAUAUGGGUGAAACUGUGGGUGUGUCCCUCAGUGAAAUGUGUAUGCCAGGCCCCAUCCCUCCCCCAUUUACAGCCGCACCCCCCAAUACUACCUACAGCCUCUCCCCAACACCACCCAUUGAUACCAUGGCCAACACAUCCACAACUUUCUUGCCACCCAACAUCACAAUACAGCACAACAUGACAACAGGCUCUCUGAAGAACACUACAACCCUAACAUCCAGCACAUCAAACAUUACAGAGGGGGUAACAAUGACAUCACCGAAGACGCCCACCAACGUAACUAAAACUGCAUCCACCACAACCCUGUCUACUCCAACCAACUCCACAACUACUGCAGAAAGCUCAGCAAGUCCCAUUAUAACGCCAGGGAAGCCAAUGACCAUUGCUCCUGCCAGCACCACAAACCCAGCUGCUACCACAGUGUCCAUGACGACAAAGAGCCUGGAGACAGAGGCAGAGGGACUACUGAACCUCACAAAGGACGUGUCCUCUCUCAACUCCUCCCAGGUGGCACAGCUGGUGUCCCAGCUGGAGAACCUGCUCUCUGGACCCAAUGUGAGCCUGAACCUGGGACGCACCGUGAUCACCAUCGUCAGCAACUUGCUGAAUGCCUCUGUUGACACACUGGCCUCCUCCUCCAACAGGAUAAUAGGAGUGGUGGAUACAGUGGGACUGAAACUGGUUGUGCAGGGUACGACAGAGACCAUCUUAUCUGACUCCGUUGCUCUGGCAGUGAAGAAGGUGGACAGUGCUAACUUUCAGGAGACGUCCUUCUCUAUCACAGACCCUUCCAACGUGCAGAUCAGCGGUAACCUCAAAGGUCAAACCAAUACAAGGAAUAUAGUUCCCAGCUCCCCUCAGGGCUCCAUCACGCUGCCUGCCUCCCUGACUGACAACCUGAGCCCUGAGCAGCAGCUGCUGGCUUCCAGGGUCCAAUUCAACUUCUACCAGAAGAGCACGGUGUUCCAGGACAGAGCCCUUGGAAAGAAAAGGCUGAACAGUGCUAUCCUAGGAACAAGUGUGGCCAACCUAUCCAUCAGCAACCUGAGGCACAAUGUGGUCUUCACCCUGAGGAACAAUGAACCCAUCCCAGCCAACUUUGUAGCCUCUUGUGUGUUCUGGGACUUCCGCAGGAAUGGUGGAUCAGGGGGCUGGAACCCAAGUGGUUGCUUUGUUCAAAACUCAACAGAUGAAGAGACGAUCUGCAGUUGUAACCAUCUCACCAGCUUUGCAGUGCUUCUGGACAUUUCCAGAGAGGGCAUAACUAACCGUAUACAGUCAAUCAUCCUCACCUACAUCACCUACAUUGGGUGUGGGAUUUCCGCCAUCUUCCUCUCCAUUACUCUGCUCACAUACCUGGCCUUUGGAAAACUGAGGAAGGACAUCCCAUCCAAGAUUCUGAUCCAGCUGUGCACAGCCCUGCUACUACUCAACUUAGUCUUCCUGCUGGACUCAUGGCUGGCACUGUACCCAAACUCUGUGGGCCUCUGCAUCUCCACUGCCUUCUUCCUGCACUACUUCCUUCUCGUAUCUUUCACCUGGAUGGGCCUGGAGGCCCUCCACAUGUACCUGGCACUUGUCAAGGUCUUCAACACCUAUGUGUCUAAAUACAUGCUCAAGUUCUCCCUUGCUGGCUGGGGUGUCCCACUUAUUGUGGUCAUCAUUGUCAUUGCAAUUGACAAAAACAACUAUGGCCUUAUUUCCUAUGGAAAGUUUAAUGAUGGUUCCACAGAUGAUUUCUGCUGGCUCAAGAAUGAUGUGGCAUUCUACGUGGCUGUGGUGGCCUACUUCUGCGUGAUCUUCGUGGUGAACCUUAGCAUGUUUAUAGUGGUGAUGGUGCAGCUGUACCGGAUCAAGCAGCAGAACCCCCACAAUGUCCAACAGCGCAGUGGGCUGCAGGAUCUGCGCAGCGUAGCUGGACUCACUGUCCUCUUGGGACUGACCUGGGGCUUUGCUUUCUUUGCCUGGGGGCCUGUCAAUCUGCCCUUCAUGUACCUGUUUGCCAUCUUCAACUCCCUACAGGGAUUUUUCAUCUUCAUCUUCCACUGUGCCAUCAAGGAAAAUGUGCGGAAGCAGUGGAGGACCUACCUGUGCUGUGGGAAAUUGCGGCUACCUGAAAAUACAGAAUGGAGCCGAACUGCUACCCAAAACAGAACCAAGAAGCUGUCUGCAAUCAGGGCAACCUCCUUUGGCUCCUCCAACUCUGUGCAAUCCAGCAACACCUCCAGCACCUCUUCCUUCUUGCCCAGUGACAGCACUGAGAGGCCUAAUGGCAUCGGUGGCCGGCAUGAAGACGGGCAGAUAACUUCUCUGGACGAGCCCAAUGGAGAUGUAGUUAUGAAUGAGAUCAACAGCCGGUACAGAACACAGAGAGGGCAGUGAGGGCAUGCUUCCCUAGUGUAGGCCUAAAGAUAUGCCUUAAUCGGUGGCACAGUAUGUAUACAUUAGAUUCUAUACUCAGUUCAUUCAAAGAUGUAAUGUAUAUGUGAUAUAGUGUAUAUAUAGACAGGAUGUGCAUUAUUGUUGGUGCUGUGCAUUAUUGUUGAAACAACUGUUUGUGAUCAUGGUCUCAUUAGAACAAAGUGGUUUUAACACAUGAAACAUGCAGAACUUUGCAGAAUUAUGCUUUUCCUGGGGGUAAAAGUGAUUAAUAGCUGCUUUCUACAAUACCUCAGUUUUCACAGACAAGUGAUGAAAUCAUGCAACAUUUUUUCAUUGUAUGUAUCACGUUAAUCACUGGAGUUACAAGUCACACAUCAAAUGUGUCUCAGCAGCCACAAUAGUUUGAACGUGAACAGACUGGAAACACUGAUGCUUCAGUAUCUUCAGUAUACACACACACACACACACACACACACACACGGACAUUCCCAUCAGAAUAGACAAUACAGUACAUUUCUCAAUAUCCACUGCUUAAAUGAUGCUAAAUGACACAUUAUAUAUUCAUAUAUAGUUAGUAAACAUGUUUAUGUAUACGUCUACAUAUUUAAAAUGUAGAUUUAUUUUCCCAGCUUCAUCCCAAAUGUGUAAUUAUUUGCAUUUCAUUUCCUUUUUGUUUCCCCCCCUCUUCCCCCUCUUUCCCCCACCUUUACAAGUCCUGCAUUGACUUAAAUUAUGAGACGAGUGUAUGUCAUAUGUGUUUAUUAUGUUUAUAUAGUCAUCCUACAAUAAUGUAUGUACAGUUUAAAGUUAU